Anopheles stephensi (Asian malaria mosquito) is the source of this 2185-nucleotide messenger RNA. It is a transcript of the gene Mlh1, whose product is annotated as DNA mismatch repair protein Mlh1. Gene Ontology annotation, biological process: mismatch repair. Gene Ontology annotation, cellular component: MutLalpha complex. The transcript has 2 exons. Bases 107 to 2116 code for a protein of 669 amino acids. Lineage: Eukaryota; Metazoa; Arthropoda; Insecta; Diptera; Culicidae. Gene Ontology annotation, molecular function: ATP hydrolysis activity; ATP-dependent DNA damage sensor activity; mismatched DNA binding. The record is from RefSeq and is a predicted model, not a curated record.
AGGCGCGCCAAAACAAAAUAGAGGCUCUGUUUGUAAACAAAUGUGGUGCUGCGUGUGCCGUUUUUCUUCCGCCGAGAGACACACACAAGAUUAACUCACAUUAAGAAUGGAUCCAGGAAUAAUUCGCAAACUGGACGAGGUGGUCGUGAAUCGCAUUGCUGCGGGUGAAAUUAUUCAACGGCCAGCAAACGCCCUGAAGGAAAUGAUUGAAAACAGUCUCGACGCCAAAGCGACGAGCAUCCAAGUUACGGUCAAAGCUGGCGGGCUACGGUCGCUCCAGAUACAGGACAACGGGACCGGCAUACGGCGUGAAGAUUUGGCGAUCGUGUGCGAACGAUUUACCACCUCCAAGCUACGCUCCUUCGACGAUCUUUCCUCCAUCAGUACGUACGGAUUUCGGGGCGAAGCGCUGGCCAGCAUCAGUCACGUGGCGCACCUAACGAUCGUAACGAAGACGAAGGCGGAAAAGUGUGGCUUCAAGGCGUGCUACGAGGACGGUAAGCUGAAGGGUGACAUUAAACCGAUCGCCGGCAAUCAGGGCACACAGAUUACGGUGGACGAUCUGUUCUACAAUGUGCCGAUGCGGAAGCAAGCGCUGAAAACACCGAACGAAGAGUUUCAGCGCAUCUCGGACGUGGUCAGCAAGUACGCGGUGCACAAUCCGCAGGCAUGUUUUGUACUGAAAAAGUUCGGUGAGCCCGCUUCCAUUCGAACGCAACCGAAGGCGACGGUUGCGCAGAACAUUGGGACGAUCUAUGGGGCUGCCAUCGGGAAGGCGCUGAUCGCGAUCGAAACGAGCGAUGAUAUACUGCAGCUUACGGUGAAUGGAUACGUGACGAAUGUAAACUUUUCGCUCAAGAAAGGUAUCUCGCUGCUGUUCAUCAACCAUCGGGCGGUGGAGUGUAGCGCACUGAAGAAAGCAAUCGAUGCGAUUUACUCGCUGUACCUACCGAAGGGCAGUGCGCCGUUCGUGUACCUUUCGCUGGAACUAAACCCCCAGAAUGUGGACGUUAAUGUGCAUCCGACCAAGCACGAGGUUCACUUUCUGCACGAGGAGGAAAUCGUCGAGAAGGUGAAAUUGCUCGUCGAAAAGGCACUGCUCGGCGGUAAUGCGGCACGUUCGUACACGCAGGCACUGUUGCCCGGUGCAAAUCAACCGCUGGACACACCGAAAGCGAACGAAUCGAUGGUAGGUGGGGACGAUAAGCCGAGGUUGGACUACAAGCUUGUGCGCACCAGCCACAGCGAGCAGAAGUUGGAUAAAUUCUUCAACAUCAGUGGCAGCAGUAGUGGGCUUCAGGCGAAGGAGGAUGAACCACAGGAUGAGAAACCAUUGGAACCGAAACUCACACAGCCUUCCCCGUCCAGGAAGAAAAAGGCCAUUAAAAAGGAAACGAGGCUCUACAGCAUCCACACGCUACGGCAACAGAUCGAAGCGGAGGGGGAUGAAAAUUUGCGCAAAAUAUUCCGCGAGCUCACGUACGUCGGUACGAUCGAUCGCGAUCAGGUGCUGAUCCAGUACGACACAAAGCUGUACCUUGCCAAGACGCAACCACUGGCGGCGGAACUGUUCUACCAGCUGCUGCUCUUCAAUUUCGGCAACUUUGAGCGACUAUCGUUCUCCGAACCACUAGAAAUCAAUCGUUUGGUACAUCUGGCACUGGCCGAUCCAAGCAGCGGAUACACCGAGGAGGACGGACCGGUCGACGAGCUAGCAUCGGUUAUCGUGGACAAGCUGGUUAGCAAAGCACCCAUCCUUCGAGAAUAUUACAACCUUAACAUCCGUGAGGAUGGUUACCUGGAAUCGUUACCGAAGCUGCUGGAAAACUACAUCCCAUCGGUGGUGUUUCUGCCCAUGUACAUCGUACGCUUGGCGGCCGAAGUCGAGUGGGACGAUGAGAUGGAAUUUUUCCGCACGUUUAGCCGUGAAACGGCACACUUUUUCUCGCGCCUUGCCCUCACCAAACCGGACGCGGAGUACCGCUGGGAGCUGGAGCAUGUGAUUUAUCCUGCCGUGCGGAACCAGCUUAUACCGCCGAAAGAAUUCUCCAAAAACGGUUGCCUACUGCAGCUUGCCAGUCUUCCCGAGCUGUACCGCGUAUUUGAACGAUGCUAAUAACACACACAUACGCGCGGGUUGAGUUUAAGCGUUCAAAUAAAUACUCUUAUUGUUUUAAUGCCAGAA